UCCCCAUCCUGAUGCCCACGUUUCUUCAAGCAACAGGAUGGGGAAUUUACCAUUUAUUGGUUUAGGAUUGAUCCAUGGGCUUACAGAGGAGGCUGGAGGAGUCUCGUACGGGUGAAGCAGUCGUGUCGGGGCAGGGUUUGUGUGUGUGCGUGUGAUUGUGUGUGUGUUUUCAUUCAGAAUUUGAGUGGCAGAAGACACGCUGGAAGCAGCAGCUGCACGGACUUUUCCGCCAUCAAUGUCUACAAGACGAUGAAUGACUGACUCCUGUCUCCCUGGCCUGUGUGAUCAUCCGAAGAUGUGGUCUUUAAACACCCCUGGAGAAACAUACCAGAGUUAACACAGUCACAAAAUUACUGGAAACCAGGCUCAUGGAGGCUCUUACUUUCUACAGCUGUGUGAAGAGGAGUUAAUCCGGGGAAGUGACGGUGUCCUGCAGAGGCAGAGCUAUGGGCUGCGGGGGGAGCAGGACUGACGCUCUGGAGCCUCGUUACCUGGAGAGCUGGACCAAAGAGACCGAGUCCACGUGGCUGACGAGCACGGACACAGACAUCCCCCUGUCAUCCAUCCAAAGCAUCCCCUCUGACAACUCUGAGGCCGGCUUCGCUUCUGAGAAAACAAUCAGCCCUGUUCCAGAUUUCUUCGAAGAUGGCCUCCCUCCACCCGCUCAGGCGUAUCUGAAGGUCUGUUCGGCCGUGUCUGAAGCCAGUCUGAAUGACGUGAAGCCCUGCAGCCAGCCGUCCACCCUGACCUCGCCGCAGCAGGAUGCCUCACCGCCUUCGACAGGCACCACGGUGCAGCGAAGAAGUGUCCUGCACACUGAAGAAAUAACGAAAUGGCAGGACAACAGGAUGUCCACCAAGCAGGUGACCAUUACCGUAACGCAAAGCAUCCAUCAGGUGGACAAAAACGGCAAAGUCAAGAAGUCGCUCACAACCUACGAGGUCAUGAAACCUGUGGAGACUUUGAAACAGGUGGCCACACAAAACACUUGAGCGACUGGAAGAAGUCCAGCGAGAAAUGAGUCAACUGAAUGUGCUUCGGUGGAGAAAUCUUUGUGCUCUGGUGGAUUCACAAUGUGUUUACAUAGUGGUGGGCACAGUUUCACUAAUAUGCUAAUAGCAGAAUUGGCUUCUUAUUUAGCGGAUACGUUUUUUUUUUGUGCUAACUGUUAGCACACGAUUAGCUUCCGCUAAAUUAGGUUCCGCUAAUAUUAAGUCCACUGCAAAAAUUAAACUUCUAUUUUUACACCAUUUAUCCCCAAUUAAAUAAAAACGUGUUCCCUUUUACAAGCAGUGCUGGACGUGUCAGGCACC
Messenger RNA from Austrofundulus limnaeus, 1313 nucleotides. It is a transcript of the gene baalcb, whose product is annotated as BAALC binder of MAP3K1 and KLF4 b. The transcript has 6 exons. Bases 447 to 992 code for a protein of 181 amino acids. The record is from RefSeq and is a predicted model, not a curated record. Gene Ontology annotation, cellular component: cytoplasm. Lineage: Eukaryota; Metazoa; Chordata; Actinopteri; Cyprinodontiformes; Rivulidae.